AUACACACACACAUACACACACACACACACACACACACACACACACACAGUAUAUGCAUUACAUUAAUUUACUGCAGUAAUGCCAGUAGAAGGGCCUAUUCGUGUGUGUGUGUGUGUGUGCGUGCGUGCGUGCGUGUGUUUGGGUGCGUGCGGCUGCCACCCUGUUUAUGCUGACAAUGAAGUUAAAGGGAGGCCCUGAGUGAGUGAUACAGACACAGUGCUCCCUCCAGCCUGGAGAGCCACAGAGGGCCCUUUGUGCUCCUUCAGCCAUCAGUGGCCAUCCAUCACAUUCUAACCUGACACAUUUGAACUCAACUGCACAGCCUGUUAAUCCUGCCAGGCCUGGAAGCUUGGGUUACAACAACGAGAGGCAAGUGGUGCCCACAGGAUGGGUAUGAAGGUGUUGCUUAGCCCUUAUUUUCUGAUGUCAAAACAACCUUUAUUUUUCUUUUCUUUUUUCACUAAAUAAAAUGGUAUCAUUUUUCAAACAAAUGUUUUAAUCAAGAUUAUUUUCUUUUUUCUUUAUCCAUUGUACACACACACCUGUCAACCUAUGAAAUAAUUGUGUGUGUACUAGGUAUUUUAGGAUACUUUUCCCAUCAGUGAAAACAACACGAGGUAGUUUAUAAUUAUUUCACCUUUUUAACAUUAAUAAGCAGAUAUUUUACUGUCAUCUCAACUACACAAGUGAAACUACAAUUUUUUUCUUUUUGCAGAUGUUGAUUUUUUUGAAGUUGGUAUUCCUUUCUUCUUUUCUUCUUUUCACCCUUCCUCUUUUCCUCUUUCCUUCCUUCUUGCUAAAACAAAGUUGAUUAUCUUAAAGCAUAUUAUAACAAAAGAGAACAGAAUAAGUCUAUUUAUCAUGAUAAAGAGUUCAGUAGGAUGAAAACAUGAAAAAUAGAGAAAGGGUAAAAAAAAAAAGAUGGGGUAAAUUUGUUUAUAGGUCUCAAAUCAAAACUAUGUCAAAAACAUUGGCACAAAUAUUCAGUAUAACUACACAAUUGCGAAUGUGAAUCUGCGUUUGUAUAAACAAGAAACUAAUAAGGAGUAACUGACAUUUUGGACACAAUAUGGAUUAAGCCAUUUUUGCUAACGCCAAAGCUUUUCAGCUAGCUUUCCACUGAAAUUGGAUUUCAUGCUUAAUUUUUCAUCAAAUGGGCGUUCACAUUUGUAGUAGUCAAAAGUUAUAUUACUAAAAGUAUCAUUUGCCCUGUCUAAUUAGUGGACUGAAACUGACUGAUGUACAAUAAUUACAUAACAAACGUAUAAUGUGAACUUAUUGUAAGUACGUUCUAAACAGGAAGUUAAGGAAUUAAACAUGAAAUCACAAAGCAGUUUCUAAAUCAAGAAUAAAACAUCUAGACAAACUCUGAUUCAAGACACAGGACAGAAAGCGUACAUACAAUGACAAAGCUGAAUUGUGGAAAAAUCCCCUUCGACAUGUAUUUUAAAUGUGUCACAUAGCUGCUGCUGCAUCCGUAGCCAUAAAUAAGUCAGUGUGCUUCAUUAAGAGCCAAAUAAAAGCUAAAUAGAAUUAGCAUUUGGGCAAUGAGUCUCCGCCCACACAUAUGCACACAAGGGAUUUCAAUUCAUUUCUUUAUGUAAAGCACUUUUAACAAUGGAUAUUGUCUCAAAGCAGCUUUACGCAGAUAAUGUGGUAAGAAAAAAUGAAAAAGAUUGUUCUUUAUAAGUGAAAGUUUGUUCCUAAUGAGCAAGCUGGUGGUGACUGUGUCGAGGAAAAACUCCUUUUUUCCAGGGAAGAGUUCCAAUCCCUGAAAAUGCUAACUCUCUAAAUGAGGUCAGGGACGUUAAAGGGCUGAUUCAUUGUUUAGUACCAGUGCUAAAUACAAUUAUGUCUAGAUAUUUAUGAUAUUAUUGUCUCUCAGGACACAUUGUUUAAUAUAAUCCUAAAAAGAUUUCCACAUUAGAUCUUUGUUUAUAUUACAACGCAUUCUAUAUGACAAAGGUUUUAGGGGACAAUUCCUUGUUAUCUUUUUUAGGAUAAUCAAAAGAACAACUAAAAGAUCCUCAUAUAACACAUUUUCAAAUCCUCAGAAACUUAAGAAGAACCUAUUUGGAGAUGUCAGCUAAUUAAAGUAGUCACUCUGAAUUGCCUGUUCAAAUCUCCUGUGAUUUGUUUAGAUUUCUUUGGCACCGAGAUCAUGUUUCACAGACUUUUCAACAGUGCCCUGCCGCCAUUCCUUAAACAAAAAAUGGACCCCAAAAACAUCCCUGAAAGACAUAGGGGCGACGGACAGAGAUGCAAAGUGUAGAUGUGUGGCAAUAGCUUAACAUGGGGUCAGGUUUCUCAGGGCCCUGGCUAUAUUUAACUUAGUGAUCUAACACCAGGCAGAGGGUUUAAAUGCCACCCCUGCAGUUGGUGUGGAGCAGUUGUCGCCCACAGAUCUUGUUCGGCACGAGCUUGGGGAUACGCACGUGCAGUGCACACACACACACAUCACACAGGACUUAGUACGUGAAAGAGCAAGUGGGGGAAGAAGAGAGCAAGCCAGUGGAGUGCACACUUUUACAGCCUUAAGUCAGCCUAGAUGGAGCUUUUCGAGACCAACCCGUACUUCUUCCCUGAGCAGCGAUUUUACGAAGGUGGUGAGAACUUCUUCCCUUCUAGGCUUACAGGGGGAUUUGAUCAAGGUGGAUACCAGGACCGGAACUCAAUGGUGGGGCUGUGCGGGGAUGGAAGGCUGCUUUCUGGCACUGUAGGACUAGAAGACAAGCCAUCUCCAUCCUCCACACUCUCUCUGUCACUCUCGCCUAAUCAGGAGCAAGAGCACUGCCCGGGUCAGUGCCUGCCAUGGGCAUGCAAGGUGUGUAAGCGCAAGUCGGUAAGCAUGGACCGGCGCCGGGCAGCCACGAUGCGGGAGAAGCGCAGGCUCAAAAAGGUGAACGAGGCAUUCGAGGCUCUCAAGCGCAGCACACUGACCAACCCGAACCAGAGGCUACCCAAAGUGGAGAUCCUCAGAAGUGCUAUCCAGUACAUUGAGAGGCUACAGGCACUUGUCAGUUCGCUCAAUCAGCAGGAGCAUGAGCAGGCUGGCCUGCAUUACAGGGCCUCGGCUGGUCAGAGGGUGUCCUCCUCCAGUGAACAGGGUUCAGGCAGCACAUGCUGUAGUAGCCCGGAGUGGAGCACCGCAUCAGACCACUGCACCCCUGCUUACGGCUCCACCCAUGAAGAUCUGCUGAACGAUGAUUCGUCAGAGCAAGCCAAUCUGAGAUCUCUGACGUCAAUCGUCAACAGCAUCACAGGGACAGACGGAGCGGCGGUUGCUUACUCAGUGGACAUCACGAAGUGAACAAGAAAAGGUGUGAAGGAGCAUUCUAACAAUUCAUUUCCUGAAAGCCUAUAAAUACAGCACUACCUGUUACAGCAAAAGCAUGAAAUCCCAAACAAAUCCAUGAAAACCCAAACAAAUCCAUGAAAAGCCCCCGGGUACAAUUUCCAAUCAAAUUUAGUGGUCCAUCGAAAAAAUAUUUCCAGUUUUGUUGUUGUUUUUUUUUAAGAAGAUGUUCAAGCUAGCUAGUCUAGACUGAUGUGUUGUCCUUUGAAACUUUCCUCAAUUCUUUUUUUUUUUGCAUGUGUGUUAUGUUAUGCCUUCCAAAAACAUUAAUUUUAUGGGGCCAAUGUUUUCUGAUUGUUUUGACCAAUAUUUGUCUAAUUUAACUAGUUCCAUUAUGCCAUGUAAAUACGUUCCAAUUUUCUACUGAGUGAAUCUGCAAGUUUAUUUUAUAUAUUUUUUUGU
This is a messenger RNA of Silurus meridionalis, 3758 nucleotides long. RefSeq names its product myogenin (gene myog). NCBI's taxonomy places the organism in Eukaryota, Metazoa, Chordata, Actinopteri, Siluriformes, Siluridae. Gene Ontology annotation, molecular function: protein dimerization activity; RNA polymerase II cis-regulatory region sequence-specific DNA binding; DNA-binding transcription factor activity, RNA polymerase II-specific. The transcript has 3 exons. Gene Ontology annotation, biological process: positive regulation of transcription by RNA polymerase II; muscle organ development; positive regulation of myoblast differentiation. Bases 2550 to 3311 code for a protein of 253 amino acids. The record is from RefSeq and is a predicted model, not a curated record.